CAGGAUGCCCGGCAUCCAGGAGUACCUGCAGCAGCCCCUCCUCAGCGGCCUGCGGGACAAGGCCUCCUACGUGCGGAGAGCGGCCGUGCUCGGCUGCGCCAAGAUGCUGCAACUGCAGGGGGACUCCGAAGUGGAUGGUGCGUUAGUGAAUGAGCUGUACAGUUUGCUUCGUGACCAGGAUCCCAUUGUAGUCGUGAAUUGUCUGAGGGCCUUAGAAGAGAUCUUGAAGAAGGAGGGAGGAGUUGUCAUCAACAAACCCAUUGCCCAUCAUCUCCUCAACAGGAUGGCUGAUCUGGAUCAGUGGGGGCAAAGUGAGGUGCUUACCUUCCUUCUGCGUUACAAACCCCGCAGCGAGGAGGAACUCUUCGACAUACUCAAUUUACUGGAUGGCUAUCUCAAAAGCAGCAGCCCCAGCGUUGUGAUGGCAGCCACCAAGCUUUUCCUAGUGCUGGCCAGGGAGUACCCACAUGUGCAGGCAGAUGUUUUGGUGAGAGUGAAGGGACCGCUGCUGUCUGCCUGCACCUCUGAGAGCAGGGAGCUCUGCUUCACUGCGCUGUGCCAUGUACGUCAGAUCCUUGGUAGCCUUCCUGGCCAUUUUAGCAGCCACUACAAAAAGUUCUUCUGUUUGUAUUCAGAGCCCCACUACAUCAAAUGCCAGAAGAUGGAGGUGUUGUGUGAGCUGGUAAAUGAUGAAAAUGUACAGCAAGUGCUGGAGGAGCUGAAGGGCUAUUGCACUGAUGUAUCAGUAGAGCUUGCCCAAGGGGCGAUCUUCGCCAUAGGCAAUAUUGCUAGGACAUACACAGAACAGUGUGUGGGGAUUCUGACAGAGCUCCUGGGGCUUCAGCAGGAACAUAUCACUUCAGCGGUAGUACAGGCUUUUCGGGACCUGGUUUGGCUGUGUCCCCAGUGCACGGAUGCAGUGUGUCGGGCACUGCCUAGCUGUGAGGACACCAUCCAGGACAGUGAGGGCAAGCAAGCGCUGAUCUGGCUCCUGGGCGCACAUGGUGAGAAAGUACCAAAUGCCCCCUAUGUUUUAGAGGACUUUGUGGAGAAUGUGAAAUCAGAGAUGUUCCCAGCAGUGAAGAUGGAGCUUCUGACAGCAUUGGUGCGACUUUUCCUGUCUCGUCCUGCUGAGUGUCAGGACAUGCUAGGGAGACUGCUCUACUACUGCAUAGAGGAGGAGAUGGAUAUGGCAGUACGAGACCGUGGAUUGUUCUACUAUCGCCUUUUGCAGUCUGGUGUGGAAGAAGUGAAACGGGUCCUGUGUAGCCCCAAGUCUGACCCCUCCCUGGGGCUCCUGGAAGACCAAACCGAGCGAUCUGUGAAUACAUGGGCUUCAGAGUUUAACACUCUUGCACCAGUUUAUGGCAGAGAAUGCUGGGCACUUGUGACUGCUCACCAGCCAGCAGAACUGUCUUACACUUGUUCUCCUUGUACUGACUCCAGGAACAGAGACACAGAGUCACUGAUUUCUGAAGGGAAUAAAGAAGUCCUCAAGGUUCAUCCCGAUACAAGCAGCCUGACCUUAAUUCCUGAUGUUUACCUGACUGCAGAACAGUUUGAGAAGAACUGGCUGAGCCUGGAGAUGAGCUGCCACCUCUCUCUGCCCUGGUGUGGGACUGUUCAUCCAGAUACCAUACAGACGGCUCUUCAUGUUGUCCACAUCCAUACUAUUGCUAUGAGCAAGGCUGGCGUCCAGCCAUGGAAAGCUUAUCUCAGUGCUCAGGAUGACACAGGUUGCCUCUUCCUAACAGAGCUCUUGCUUGAGGCGGCAGAUUCAGAGAUGCAGGUUUCAGUGAAGCAGAGCGAGGCAAAGCCGGAGGCACUGCAAACCUUUGUUUCGGCAUUAAGGACAGUCAUGGGGACAGUUGCCGGACUCGGGUCCUAAUUGGUCCCUGCUCCCUGUAGGAUGCUUGCUCAGGGCACAGGAAAAGUUUAUUUCUCUGGCUUCAUUUGCCAUACCUGAUGCUGGUUUUGUACUUUUAAACUGUGGGAGUGUUAGCAUCCCUUUCCUGGGCCUGGAAGGCACACGUGGUGUGGGGGUAGCUGCAGGUGGCAGGUAUGGCAUUGCUGCAGCUGGUGAAUGGGGCAGGGUGAAGGGUCUGUCCUCCCUCUGGGCUGGGGAAGGGACAAGGUAAUGCAUUUGUGAGCCUGCUGCUUCUGGUGUGAGUCACAGAAGUGGUGGCAUCUACAGUGAUUAUCACAAGACACUAACAUUACUGAUGGAACCAGAAAUGAGCAAAAUUCAGGGAUGUGUGUUGGAGAGGUUUUUUGUGAGAGUUGUAAAUAAUUCAUAAAAGUUCAGAAACUCCAGGACUCUGCUACUUAUCUCACAUUAAGAGGAAUGGUGCAGUGAAGAGAAGUAUUUAGUUCUUGGCUCCCUUUACAUGUGAUUUAUUUUUCUGUCUGAUAGACAGAUUUCAUUAGUGGCUUCACUUACGGGUGAAUGGAGCUCUGCUCCGUCGGAGACGGGUGGACAGGGUACGUUGUGCUUACUGGAACCGGCAUGUUUCUUUUUCAAGAGAAAGAAGUGUAUUUUAUAGUUGAAAUGUGUUACUGUAGUCAUGAAUUACCCUCUCUGAAGUUCCCCCCUCAACUCCCUGUGGCCAGGGUGCCUGUAAGGAAAUGCAGGAGUGUGCAGGUUGUGUAUGAUGUGUUUGCGUGAGUUAAUAUGGCCUGAGUUUUGUAGCCUGCAUCACUUUGGCCAUGUCAGUGAGCUCUCAGUCCUUGGUACUCACACCAGUAACGGAAGAAUUGCUGUUUAGAUAAUUAACCUGUAUGGAAUAUUAAAUUUUGGCUGAUACUAAUUUUUACUAUUUGUUAUUUCAUAACUAGAAUGGGCAUUUAAAGGUUUGUUUUCUGUGUAGUACUUAUUUCUGUGCAGUACUGUCAUCCUGUCCUCACCGUACAGUAUAUGAGAUGGUGCAGUAACUGUGUGGCUAAAUUUUUACAGUUUUUAAAGUUAUACUCUGGCCAGCCUCGGGAUUUGUUUUUUGAAGAGUGUGGUAACAGCACUCCAUCUGCUCUAUUGAAAGUUAGGGAGAGUCAGACUUUGUACAGUGUCAUGAGGAAUUUCUGUGUCACAGCCACGUUUUACACAGUGGCAAAACCCUGAAGAAGGUUCUUUGGCUUAAGGUUGCGGUACAUAGGUUACUAUAACCGGGCUUUAUGGCACUCUUGUAAGGAGUAGCUUUGUUAACUCUAUUCUGUAAGAUUUCUUUUAAUUUUUAAUUUCUUUUAAUUUUUAAUUUCUUUUAAUGACUGUAUUGUGCCUUUAAAUUGCAAUAUGCCUUCCAUGCACUUCACUGAAACACUGCUGUCACUG
Molecule: messenger RNA, 3325 nt
Organism: Haliaeetus leucocephalus (bald eagle)
Lineage: Eukaryota; Metazoa; Chordata; Aves; Accipitriformes; Accipitridae
Gene: AP4B1
Product: adaptor-related protein complex 4, beta 1 subunit
Exons: 8
Coding region: 5-1888 (627 amino acids)
Biological process (GO): intracellular protein transport; vesicle-mediated transport
Cellular component (GO): membrane coat; clathrin adaptor complex
Molecular function (GO): clathrin binding
Source: RefSeq, a predicted model, not a curated record